UAUUAUAUUCUUAAUUUCUUUUCCCAAAAUUAAGAAUGGGUGGGUUCCUUCUUGUUUCCCUUAGCGGCCGCCACAUGCUUGUCCUUGUGUUGUUAUUUGCCUCAUCAGUUCAACUAUAUUCUAAUCAUCCGUGGAUGAUGCAUGCUCAAAGUUUGACGUCUUGGGCGGGUAGCGAUCAUGAUUAUUGCAACUUGUAUGAGGGAAGCUGGGUGCGUGCACCAUUUGAGGAGGGAGAUUGCCCAAUAGACCUAGUUCCACUCAAUCGCCAGUGCUCUAACAAGCAUGAUAAGGAGUACCUCAAUUACAAGUGGCAGCCCACCAAUUGUGAUCUUCCACUGUUUGAUGUAAAUGGUUUCUUGGGAAAGUAUAAAGGCAAAACGGUUAUGUUCGUGGGAGACUCCAUAGCACAAAACCAGUGGAUGUCACUGGCAUGCUUGAUUUUCAAGCAUUAUUGGAGCUACACCCGCAGCUACAUCAAAAACCACCAGCAAAAGGUGAUUGCCAUCAAUAUCUUUUUCCAUGAACCGGCAGUCAGUAUUGUCUACCAACAAAAUCGGUUUCUGGUUGACAUGGUGGGUGAGAGUGAUACCAAUAACGGCCCAGUCAUAAUGCUUGACUCCAUCUCAUCUGAAAUUACCCAACUCUGGUCGACGGCCGAUCUCUUAGUUGUCAACAGUUAUCAUUGGUGGACGCACAGCGGCUCCAUACAACCAUGGAAAUAUUUAGAAAUUGACGGUAUGAAGUAUAGUACAAUGGAUCACAUGAGCGCAUAUGGUCGUGCUUUAAAUACAUGGGCUAAAUGGGUGGAUAAAAACAUUGAUCCCCAGAAGACAAGAGUCUUUUUCCAAGGGAUAUCUGCUUUGCAUCUAAAUUACUGGACGCCAAAUGGCGAAAAAAGAGAGAACUGCUUGGGGGAAAGAGAGCCAAUAAAGGGCUCAACUUUCCUAGGAAUGCCCUAUCCAGGAGAGAUGGCUCUAAUGGUGACGAGGAUCUCCGGAACGAUUAUUAGCAUAGCCUGCAGACCCAAAACGCCGCCUUUUGUGCACGGAUCAGCAGACGGGUAUCUACCCGACCCGUGUGGGAAACCAGGUUCGCCAUUUUCGACCUCCACAACGACGGCGGCCGUGGAGGAUUCGCCGGACAGGAUCUUGGGAUUACCCAAGGAUUACGAGGAUUACCGGCGGUCGAUGUAUGGUGGGCUGACCCACGAGGCUCUCCUAGUUGAUGCCGUCGGCACUCUAGUUGCUCCCUCUCAGCCCAUGGCUCAGAUUGGUGAGAAGUAUGGGGUGGAGUGUUCUGAAGCUGAGAUACUGAACAGAUACAGAAGGGCUUAUGAGCAACCUUGGGGUAGAUCUAGGCUCAGAUAUGUUAAUGAUGGGAGGCCAUUCUGGCAGCAUAUAGUGAGUUCGUCUACUGGAUGUUCUGACUCUGGGUACUUUGAGGAGUUGUAUAACUAUUAUGCCACUAAUGAGGCUUGGCAUCUCUGUGAUCCUAAUGCAGAGAGGGUAUUCAAGGCUCUCAGAAAUGCAGGGGUAAAGUUGGGUGUUGUUUCUAACUUUGACACACGAUUGAGACCUUUGUUGAGGGCUCUCAACUGCGAUCACUGGUUUGAUGCUGUGGCUGUGUCGGCUGAAGUUGAAGCAGAGAAGCCAAACCCAACAAUAUUUUUAAAAGCUUGUGAAUAUUUAGGAGUGAAUCCCGAGGAUGCUGUACAUGUAGGAGAUGACCGUAGAAAUGACGUUUGGGGGGCUAGAGAUGCUGGUUGUGAUGCUUGGCUUUGGGGUAGCGAUGUCCACUCCUUCAAAGAGGUUGCCCAGAGAAUAGGAGUUGACGUUUGACCGAACAAUGGUUUACUCUCGCAUAGGAUUUGAGGUUUUUCAUGGUGCAAACUUUUUUUAAAAUUGUUUUGUUCUGUGAAUCAUCGACCAGCUACAAAUGGUAUGGGGAGUGAAACUCACCCAAAUGUAAAUUGUUGAUCCAUAUAUGUAAUAGCCUUUUGUAUUAUCUUCUUCCCGUUCACAAUAACUUCUCCCUUCUCCCCGGUCGUGUGUUAUCUUCUCCAUUCUCUUGGGUCAUGGAUUUAGAUUGUUGACAUUAUUUGUCUUGGAUAUGAUUUUGAUGCACGAAAAAUCAAGGAUAACGACAAAGUGAAGACAUUAAAGUGGAAGGACCAGUCAAGAAAAUGCAAGCAAGAGUUGUAUUAUCAUGAUUUUGAAGUUCACAUGUGAAAUGGGGUCCUUCUCACAUAUAUUCUAUUAGUGUGAAAUUG
Molecule: messenger RNA, 2269 nt
Organism: Cuscuta campestris
Lineage: Eukaryota; Viridiplantae; Streptophyta; Magnoliopsida; Solanales; Convolvulaceae
Source: the annotation of a GenBank genome assembly